Penicillium angulare is the source of this 417-nucleotide messenger RNA. RefSeq lists its product as uncharacterized. The transcript is spliced from 4 exons. Lineage: Eukaryota; Fungi; Ascomycota; Eurotiomycetes; Eurotiales; Aspergillaceae. The annotation marks the transcript as partial. The record is from RefSeq and is a predicted model, not a curated record.
AUGAUGUCGUCUGUUGACACCCAAGACAAUGCAUCGCGUCCUCCUGUAUUGAAGGAGUCCCAGCAGACGCGCAGCCCCGAGCCAAUCGAACCAGUUAUUGACACAGAAGACGCUCUAGUGAGCCAUUUGACUCAGGAUCUUCAACAAUAUGACUGGAUUCAGUUGCAAGAGAAAUACACCGACGCCAUGGAUGAGCAUAGUCGAGCUGAAGAAAACAUUCGUUCUGAGACGGCCAGGUUACUGGAGGCUUUUACAGCAUGGUCUCAGACAGCCGUGUUGCAAGAUGAGCAGCGGGCCUUAAAACGAUUCAAGACACAAAUGCAGCAUGUCCAGAAUUCUGAAGUGAGCGUGGAAAAUAAGAAAAAGCAUUACAUGGAAGUAGUCGAGGCAUUUCAGAGUGCGCUUGCCCUGCUGAAU